Mus pahari (shrew mouse) is the source of this 3857-nucleotide messenger RNA. It is a transcript of the gene Rgs22, whose product is annotated as regulator of G protein signaling 22. Gene Ontology annotation, biological process: regulation of signal transduction. The record is from RefSeq and is a predicted model, not a curated record. Gene Ontology annotation, molecular function: G-protein alpha-subunit binding. Bases 1 to 3660 code for a protein of 1219 amino acids. The transcript is spliced from 26 exons. NCBI's taxonomy places the organism in Eukaryota, Metazoa, Chordata, Mammalia, Rodentia, Muridae.
AUGUGUUUAUUAAGAGUUAACUUGGAAAAUUAUUUGGCAACAGACAACUUCCUUGUGGAUUACUUUAAUGAGUUCUUAAGUCUUCCUACCUUUCCAGAGGCAAUUAGAUUUAAUGUAGACUAUGGAGUUUUUGAAGUAGUUAAUGAUGCACCACAACUUCUGGAAAAGCAACUGAAAAAAAUCCUGCAAAACCAGCAACCUCGGAAUCCCAUCUAUGAUGUUGUAAGAAAAGGGAAGAGUGACAAUAAAUCUAUUCCAAAAAGUGUCCCCUGUGAAGAUGAGGCCAUCAAUGUCAACUACACCAUCAUGUGUCUCAAGCGUGAACAAGGUAUUGAUUGGAUCAAAAGGAAAAGACUCCCGGCAUUUCUGGAAAGUGAUUGCUACUUUGAAUACAGGUUAGCAAAGUUGAUCUCGCAAGCAGCAUGGAGCGGCACAGGCGUGAAUUUCAUAGUGGGUACAAACUUUACCCCCUGGAUCCCGAGAAGACCACCUGCUCCACCUCCUCCCAGCUCUGAAGAAGACAAUUAUAUGAUUAUGAAGAAGUUCUACGUUUCACUUGGCCAGGCUUCCUAUACUCAAACAAAAGACUGGUUUACACUAGCCAAAGAGAGUGAGAAGACAGUAACGAUGGCUUCCUUACCCUACUGUAUACCCCACCACCAGACUGCAUCCCCAGUUAUUGCCACAGCUUCUGAGAUUUUUGAUGAUGGCGUUCACCCCAGGACAAUAAAAAACCUGUCUAAAACCUCUAAAGUAGCUUCCGAGCUGGAUGAAGAAGAAGAAGGGUCUAUAUCGAUAAAAGACUCACCUUCUCAAGCUCUUCUGAGGAUAUACCUGGAGAAGAAGGAUGAGAGGGAAAGAAACCUGACCCUGCACUUCUCGUCGGUUGAAGAAUUCCUAGAUGCCUACAUCAUCUUUAUCCUGAGAGAGGCCAUCCAGCACAUCAUGGGCCAGUCCCUUAGUGACACUCCAGACUACAUCAACUACUACAAAGUGUCCCAUGUGAUAUUUGAUAAAGUCCAGCCUGUGCCUAGCAACAAGGGUACAGUUUCACCCCCUGCUGAAAUGGUAGAGGAAAUCUCAAAAGAUAGAUUGGAAAAUGUAAGUUUAAGUUCAGAGAGUGAGAGUGUUGGGCCUGAGAGCAGGGCAGACUGGUGCAUCUCUCACAGGACCUAUGACAUUGGUAACCGAAGGGAAUUUGAAAGAUUUAAGAAGUUUCUAAAGGGCACACUAGGAGAGAGGUACUGGUGGCUGUGGAUGGACAUAGAGAGGCUGAAAGUUCUUAAGGACCCUGGAAGACAUCAAAGACAUCUUGAGAAAAUGAAAAAAUGCUACCUUGUGAGCAGUGGGGAACGCUACCUUUCUGCAGAAAUCUUAUCGAAGUUUAAGCUGCUACAUGGAUCACGGUGGACAGCAGACCACUUGAAAAACAUUCAGGCUGAGGUUUUAAAACCUCUGCUUCUGUAUUGGGCACCAAGAUUUUGUGUAACACAUUCGGCUUCAGCAAAAAAUGCUAGCACUGAGCUGAAGUUCUGGCGCCUCCGUCAAGAGAAGCCCAGGAAGGAUGUUGACCCUUUUCCACAGAUGGCCACCCUCCUGCCAUUAAGACCAAAGUCCUGCGUUCCACAGAUCCCUGAGGUCCAGGGAGAAGAAAUCGAUUUAUUUCAACCAUCUAAAUCUAAGAAAUUAUCAAAAAUAAAUGCAGGAACUCAACAAAUUGGGAGAAGUGAGUCUCUGUACGCAGUUUCUUCUAAGGAUGGCGGGCUUGAGAAAGGGUCAAGGAGGCUACCAGAGAGCACCACUGUGGUCCGCUUGACAUCUUUUACUGACAUCUCUGAGUGUCUGAAGCCCCAGCUGGAGAGAAAAUACACCUACACAGAGGAGCUUAAUGUUAAAACUGUAUCAAAUGUUGGAGCCUUGGGAGGAUUUGACAUGGAAAACUUGUUGCAAUCUUUGUAUGUAGAAAACAGAGCUGGAUUCUUCUUUACUAAAUUCUGUGAGAAUUCAGGGAACAAGCUGUGGAAGCACAGUGUGUACUUUUGGUUUGACCUACAGGCUUAUCAUCAGCUGUUCUACCAAGAAACACUUCAACCUUUCAAAGUAUGCAAGCAAGCCCAAUAUCUUUUUGCCACUUACAUUGCUCCGUCAGCCAGUUGUGACAUUGGACUCCAUCAGGAAGGGAAGAAAGACAUUUACAUGAAAAUACAGCCACCAUUCGAAGAUCUUUUUGAUACAGCAGAGGAGUUUAUCCUUCUCAGCCUUCUGGAACCCUGGACACAGAUGGUGAUGUCAGACCAGGUGGCUUACAAAAAGGUAGAACUACAAGAAGAGACUCGGCAACUAGAUUCUGCAUGUUUCAGAAAGCUACAUGCUUUGCAUAAAGAAACAAUGUCCAAGAAGACUGAGGACACCACUGGAUAUGCAGUGGCCACACUGUCACUCUCGGACGUCUCUAAACAAACAGAGUAUUGGCUUAAUGUUCCUGAGGAAUACAAACACUUUACCUUUAAUGACCUACUUAACAACAAACUGGAAUUUGAACAUUUUCGUCAGUUUCUUGAGUCUCAUUCUUCAAGCAUUGAUCUUAUGUGUUGGAUAGAUAUCGAACAGUUCCGAAGAAUCGUUUUUAAAGACCAAAAGCAAAGAGAGGCAAAGUCUAUAUACAUUAAAAACAAAUACCUUAAUAAAAAAUAUUUCUUUGGACCCAGAAGUCCAGCUUCUUUGCAUCAACAGAACCAGAUAAUGCUUCUGAGCGGUGGCUGGGGCAGGAUUCUGCACGAGCAGCUUGACGCAUCUGUGCUGGUGGAAAUCCAGAAGCACGUCUUGAAUAGGCUGGAAAAUGUGUGGCUGCCAUUAUUUCUCUCAAGUGAACAGUUUGCAUCACGUCAGAAGAUAAAGACACAGAUGAAAGAUAUAGCAGAUGAGCUAUUACUGCAGAGGCAUGACAGGAAAAUUGGAGUUUGGAAGCCUGUGGAGAGUAAGUGGAUAUCUUCAUCCUGUGAGAUUAUUGCAUUCCGUAAAGCAUUAUUGAAUCCAGUCACUGCAAGGCAAUUUCAACGGUUUGUGGCCCUGAAAGGAGAUUUAUUGGAAAAUGGAGUUCUUUUUUGGCAAGAAGUACAAAAGUUUAAGGAUUUGUGCCACUCACAUUGUGAUGAAUCUCUCAUCCACAAGAAGAUUACAACCAUCAUCAACUGCUUCAUUAACUCCUGUAUCCCACCAGCUUUACAGAUUGAUAUUCCAGUUGAGCAAGCCCAGAAGAUCCUUGAACACAGGAAGGAGCUGGGGCCAUAUGUGUUCCGAGAGGCGCAGAUGACAAUUUUUGGGGUUCUGUUUAAGUUUUGGCCACAGUUUUGUGAGUUUAGGAAGAAUUUAACUGACGAGAAAAUCAUGAGUGUUUUAGAGAGAAGACAAGAAUAUAAGCAGAAAAGGAAAGCAUCAGACAUAGAAGAGGACAAGUCCGGAAAGACUGGAGUCAGGCAGUAUGCAAGUACAACAGCCUCUCUUCCAAAACCGACCUUAGGUAGCGAGUCCCUGCUGGUCCUGCAGUCCUACGGCCGGCAGCCAACCUGGUGCUAUUCAAAGUACAUUGAAGCCUUGGAACAAGAGCGAAUUCUUCUGAAAAUCCAAGAAGAAGUGGAAAGAAAAAUGUUGACAGGAUAGCAGCUUUCCAGCCCACGCUCAGAUCCUCCUGCUGACAAACACCAGGAUUUCUUUAAGCCAACGUUAACUAGCAUGAGAAGCUGAAUGCCCAGGGUGUUGAAUAGUCCGAGUUCCUUUAGAAUCCAUCUAUGGUAGGCUAGAAGAAUUAAAGUCGUUUGACUGUCAUACUCUGUAAGGAAAAGCAUGCGUAAUCUUUA